Molecule: messenger RNA, 927 nt
Organism: Stereum hirsutum FP-91666 SS1
Lineage: Eukaryota; Fungi; Basidiomycota; Agaricomycetes; Russulales; Stereaceae
Exons: 1
Coding region: 1-927 (308 amino acids)
Source: RefSeq, a predicted model, not a curated record
AUGUCUAACAACGACGUCAAGAUCAACCCGCCGAAGGAGUUCGACGGAAACAGAGACGACACCUUAGAGUUCCUCACAGACUGUGAGAACUUCAUCAAUACACUUGGAACCGCCAAGUUCGACAACGACACCAAGAAGAUCGCAUGGACCCUGUCGUACCUCAAGGGAGGAAGCGCAGGACCAUGGAAGAUCUCUUUCAUCGAAGGACAUCCCACGGGAUACGGAACAUGGACCGAAUUCAAGGACAAGUUUAAAGAAGUAUUCGGAACCAUAGAUCAUGAAGCCAAGAACCGCUUCGCCCUCAUGAACCUCAGACAAGGAAACACUUCAGCAGACGACCACGUCGUGAAAUUCCGAACGUUGAUUGCCAGAUCAGGCAUCAAUGACAACGUUUCACAAACCACUUUGUUCCAGGCUAGCCUUAACGACGCGUUAAGAGCCAAGAUAUACAGCCACGACCCGUUGCCUACCACUAUUGAAGAAUGGUACAACAAGGCUUCCACACUCGACCAUCAAUGGCAAUUCGCCAAUUCCAUGAAGAGCGGCAGCAGCUUCAGAAGCUCUAGACCUACCAGAGACACCAAGGUCAGGGCGGUCAACCUUAAUUUCGCGGAACGCCAGAAGUACAUCAAGGAAGGACGGUGCUUCCGAUGUGACAAAAUCGGACACCGCGCCAACAACCCUCAGUUCCACCCGCGAAGCGAAGCUAGACCUUUUAACCAGGGCGGACCCCGCCCCAACACGUUCCAAAGGGGCCUGGGACAACAGAUCCGCCAGACAACUGCUGCGCACCCACAGGAAGAAGAACCUCCUCAAGAAGGCACGGCUAUUCAAGAACUCUUACGUAAGAUUCAGAACAUGAACACCGAAGAUCAGGACACUGUCCUCGAAAUGUUCAGCGACAUGGAAAACCCUCAGGGUUUUUAG